Saccostrea cuccullata (small rock oyster) is the source of this 8689-nucleotide messenger RNA. Its product is annotated as sodium channel protein para-like. Gene Ontology annotation, molecular function: voltage-gated sodium channel activity. Bases 407 to 6346 code for a protein of 1979 amino acids. NCBI's taxonomy places the organism in Eukaryota, Metazoa, Mollusca, Bivalvia, Ostreida, Ostreidae. Gene Ontology annotation, cellular component: voltage-gated sodium channel complex; plasma membrane. Gene Ontology annotation, biological process: sodium ion transmembrane transport; membrane depolarization during action potential; neuronal action potential. The record is from RefSeq and is a predicted model, not a curated record. The transcript has 33 exons.
GGAUUUUACUCUUGGCAAUUAAACCGACAAAAAGCUUUCCAAGUUUUUGAAAACUAAGUAUCUGGAGUGAGCAGUGUGUAUUAUAAUGAGUCUUUAGCAGUCCUGGUGAUUUCUCCUUGACAUCGUCUUUCCAUCUUUCUCCCAUAGUCUAGCAUCUGUGUCGUAUGGGAAAUCUACGGAAUAAAUAUGGCGGAAUCCAAAGCGCUUCCACAUCCUUGGGUUCGGUUCUUGGACCACUGAUGUUUAUUUCAUAGGAAUAAAAACUUCUAAUGGAAGAUUCUGAAGAUGACCGAGUAAUUGUUUGACAGAUCGAUGCCCUUCCUUCACGAUUACAACAAACAGUUCAGGUACUUCGAUAAAUGCACUUCAUUAAAUCUGUUGGAAAACUAAGUUGUGUACGACUAAAAUGGAGGAAGAAGAAUUCUUCAGACUUUUCACUCCACAGUCACUUGUACAUAUAGAAGAUCGAAUUGCGGAGGAAAAAGCGUUCAAGAAAGCCGAGAAACAGGCCCAUGAGGAGGGGGAGGAGGAAGAGUUAGCCGCUCACGAGGAAGAGGAGCCCAAGCCCAAUCCCAAGUAUGAGGCGGGAAAAAAGCUCCCCUUGUCGCUCAAGGAUCUGUUUCCGGUGGAGUAUACAAGCAAACCCCUGGAAGAUUUUGACGAAUUUUACGAAACACAAAAAACGUUUGUGGUGGUUGGAAAAGACAUGACUAUCUACAGAUUCAGCGCCACUAACGCCCUGUACCUCCUUAGUCCCUUCAACCCAAUCAGGAGAGGUGCCCUCUACGUCUUAGUUCAUCCAUUAUUCAGCGCGUUGAUCAUCAUCACCAUCAUAGUCAACUGCGCUUUCAUGGCCAUGACUGAACAACCAUUUACAUGGAUCGAAUACGUCUUCACUGGUGUGUACACUAUGGAAGCUCUCAUCAAAAUCAGCGCCCGCGGAUUCAUCAUCAAUACUUUUACAUACCUGAGAGACCCGUGGAAUUGGCUAGAUUUCGCCGUCAUUUCCCUAGCGUAUGUAACCAUGGGGGUAGACCUGGGAAAUUUAUCAGCUCUUAGGACCUUCAGGGUGUUACGAGCCCUGAAAACAGUUGCUGUAAUACCAGGCUUGAAGACCAUUGUUGGUGCCUUACUGGAGGCUGUGCGGCGGCUCCGAGAUGUGAUGAUUUUAACUGUUUUCAUGCUCUCAAUUUUUGCCUUAGUCGGUAUGCAAUUAUACAUGGGUACUCUUAGACAGAAAUGCGUCACAUUUGCCAACUUCACGUACGACAAUUCCACCGAGGGCAACGAGACAGCCUGGUCAUAUGAUGAUGCCUGGAUAGAGUAUGCAAUGAAUCCUGCUCAUUGGUACACGCCUGAUGGAACCGAAUACCUGAUAUGUGGAAAUGCUUCAGGAGCAGGACAUUGUCCUCCAAACUACGUUUGCAUCAACAAUACCCACACAAAUCCAAACUUUAAUUUCACUCAUUUUGACAACUUUGGCACUGCCCUUCUGUGUACAUUCCGUUUAAUGACACAAGACUUUUGGGAGAAUCUUUACCAAAUAACUCUGAGAGCUGAGGGUCCUUACCAUUGCGCCUACUUUAUCAUUGUGAUUCUGCUGGGCUCCUUCUAUCUGGUGAACCUGAUAUUGGCCAUUGUCGCCAUGUCUUAUGACGAGACGCAGAAACAGGACCAAGCAGACGCCGACGAAGAGGAAGAAGAAAGAAAGAAGGCAAUGCAAAUCCAUGCGAUUCAACAAACAAUUCACGACGGACUGAGAGAAGAUUACCAAGAAUAUCUGGAGGAAAAGCUGUCCCAGGCCAAAAGUCAUUCCGAGACAUCAUUAAGUGACCACGAGGGAGAAGACAAUGCCGACAAAAUCAGUGUUCGGUCUAAUAAGCCGGAGGAAAAUGGACAGUUCCUCAGUGUCAGCAAAAAGCAACCUAGCUUGAGUUUACCUGGCUCUCCAUUUGUAAGACGAAAUACAAAGAAGAAAUACAAUGCAAAUCAUGGUGACCACCAACCCCUAAUGCUGGACAAUCUACCUUAUAUAGAUGACCCAAAUGCUGUUACCCCUUGUUCGGAUGACCUAAAUAUGAAUUUGACCUAUAAACAAUUUCUUGCGUCUCGAAGAAAUAGUUAUGCGUCAUUGCUAAAACGCACUGGCUCCUCAAGACGCAGUAGUUUUGCGUCACGUGAUAGCAGACGUUCUCUCCCAAGGUCACCUCGGUCUCCAUUAGAAAAACCCGGGAAAUUAGAUACCCCAUGGGAUUGGAAAAAACCAAAGGACAGCUCACAUUUACAUCCUCUUGAUGCUGGGGAGCAUGGUAAACAUGUCGAGAAUGGUUCCCUACAUGAUUCCCGAAUGGACAUUGAAAAGAAGUCUCACGACGGGGACAUGUGCCACCCUCAUGCCGGAAAACAUGUAGAUCCGAGAGAUAUGAUGGUGAUCAAGAAUCUCCUGGCACACGCAGAGGGUCACCGAAACAGCAAACACAGUAUCAUCAGUGAAUUCCCCUUUGAGGAAGAGGAAUUGCCUCUAAAGGACCGUUUAUAUAAUCGCUUCUGCAGCUGGCAUUGCUGCCGUUGUUAUGUGAAGUUCCAGGAAUUUAUUGCGAUGAUCAUCUUAGACGCCUUCGUGGACCUCUUCAUCACCAUUUGUAUCCUUGCCAACACUGCGUUCAUGGCGGCCGAUCAACAUCCUAAAUCACCCGAACUAGCAGAAAUUCUUAUUUAUGGAAACUACGUUUUCACGGGUAUCUUUGCAUCUGAGGCUUUUCUAAAAUUAAUUGCAUUAAGUCCACCGAACUACUUCAGAGAUGGCUGGAAUAUUUUUGAUUUCUUCAUCGUGGUACUCAGCUUUUUAGAGAUGGCGUUAGACGGUGUUUCCGGAUUGUCUGUGUUGAGGAGCUUCCGUUUGUUACGAGUGUUCAAACUUGCCCGAUCUUGGCAGACAUUAAACAUGCUGAUUCGCAUCGUGGCGGGUACAAUGGGAGCGUUAGGAAACCUUAUCUUUGUUCUUGCCAUUGUUGUGUUUAUUUUUGCGGUGAUGGGACAGCAAUUGUUCCGAGACGGUUAUCUUUCAGAAUAUGCCGAUAAUAUGCCGAGGUGGAAUUUCACGGACUUUCUGCACUCUUUUAUGAUAAUCUUCCGAGUUUUGUGUGGAGAAUGGAUUGAAUCUAUGUGGGCCUGCACAAAUGCUAAUGGACCUGUGUGUGUUCCUUUCUUCCUUCUUACAUACGUCAUAGGAAAUCUUGUUGUGCUCAACUUAUUCCUUGCUCUACUGUUGAAUUCCUUUGGAGCUGAAAGCCUGAGUGGUGGAGAGAAUGAAGAAGAUAAAGAGCCCAACAAAUUGUCAGAAGCCAUUGGAAGAUUUACAAGGCUCGGCAGAUGGAUCAAGGUCAAGGUCAUUGUAUGCCUUAAGGUGAAAAUGAAGUCCAAACCCAAGCCCAACGGAGGAGACGCAAGUCCUCGUUUGAAUGGGAAGGACUUGCCUGACGGAGGACAACCAUUCAGUAAUGGUACAGUGAUUGAAUUGCAGGCUAAACCCGAAGAUACCGAAAUUACUCUUCCAGGAGAACUAGUGCUAGUGGAAAAUCAUUCACCUGAGAAAUCAACGGGUAUUUUGGAAAAUGAGAAGAAAAUGGACGACGAAACGCGACCAAACAGUCGAGGUAGUCAACGAGAAUCCCUAAGUUCCAACAGCAGAAACUCCAUGUCUGAUGAUGACACAAAAUUGAGCUUAACUAAGGUGGAUGCUGAGGGUGAGCCAGAAAUUAAUGAGGUGAAGGUCACAUAUGCAAAUUACCCUGACGACUGCUUUUGCAAAAUAUGCCGGCGAAAAUGCCCGUGUUGCAUCCGGUUUGAGAACACCAAAUUAGGGAAGAGGUUCUGGAAAAUACGAUGUCUAGCCUACGCUCUAGUGGAACACAAAUACUUCGAGACCUUUAUUAUAACCAUGAUUCUUGCCAGUAGUGUAGCUCUCGCAAUUGAAGACGUUUAUCUGUCCGAAAGACCUAUCCUUGCGAUGAUCCUUGAGAUUACAGACAGGUUUUUUACUGCUAUAUUCAUAUUGGAAAUGUUGAUCAAAUGGACAGCCUUCGGAUUCAAAAAAUACUUUACAGAUGCUUGGUGUUGGCUCGAUUUUGUAAUUGUUGGUAUAUCUAUCAUGAUGUUGGUAUUUGAGCUUCUUGGAUUACAGAAAAUGACAGCAAUCAAAGCAAUGAGGACUCUAAGAGCAUUGCGUCCCCUCCGUGCAGUGUCCCGAUGGGAAGGGAUGCGGGUGGUUGUAAAUGCGUUGAUCAAAGCAAUACCUUCAAUUGCUAAUGUCAUGAUGGUUUGUUUGAUAUUCUGGUUGAUUUUCGGGAUUGUUGGGGUACAGUUCUUCGCCGGCAAAUUCUACAAGUGUGAAGAUGAGGACGGGGUGAAACUACCAGUAAAUAUUACUGCUAAUAAAACGGAAUGCCUGGCCAAAAAUUACACUUGGGUAAACUCCAAAGUAAACUUUGACAACGUAAUGAUGGCUUACCUGGCCUUGUUUCAAGUGGCUACAUACAAAGGUUGGAUUGAGGUCAUGACCGAUGCCAUAGACAGUACUGAUAUUGAUGUACAGCCAGAUCCAGAAGUUAACGUGUACAUGUAUCUCUACUUCGUGUUCUUUAUUAUUUUUGGUUCAUUCUUCACUCUGAAUCUGUUUAUUGGUGUCAUCAUCGAAAAUUUCAACCAACAGAAGAAAAAGGCUGGAGGAUCGCUAGAAAUGUUUAUGACGGAAGACCAGAAGAAAUACUAUAAAGCUAUGAAGAGGAUGGCAGCAAAAUCACCCCAGAAGUCCAUACCAAGACCUGGAAAUAUAAUCAUGGGCUGGAUCUUUGAUGCUGUGACCAAUCAAAAAUUUGACAUUGGAAUCAUGAUCAUUAUAAUGCUAAACAUGUUGACAAUGGCCCUCGAACAUUACAACCAAUCGGAACAGUUUACCACUAUCCUCAACUACAUCAACGUGUCUUUUAUCAUCAUCUUCACUGUUGAGUGUGUUCUUAAACUAAUUGGACUCAGACAUUACUACUUCAAAUUUCCCUGGAACAUCUUCGACUUUGUGGUAGUGGUGUUGUCUAUAUUAGGAGAGAUAGUCAGUGUGGCCCUAAGUGAUGUCAUGGACCAAUUCUUGGUCUCUCCUACUCUUCUCAGAGUUGUUCGAGUGUUUAGAGUAGGAAGAGUUCUUCGCUUAGUCAAGUCGGCAAAGGGAAUACGAACUUUGUUAUUUUCACUAGCAGUGUCGUUGCCUGCUUUGUUUAAUAUCGCUUUACUGCUGUUUCUCGUAAUGUUUAUAUACGCAACAUUCGGGAUGAGCUUCUUUAUGCAUGUUAAACAUCAAUAUGGAAUAGAUGACUGUUUCAACUUUGAAACCUUCUUCCGUAGUAUAAUAUAUCUGUUUCAAAUGUGUACAUCUGCCGGCUGGAAUAGUGCCCUCGCCGGGAUUACAAACGAAGAAGACUGUAUAGAAGAAACACAGACUUUCGAUAAUGGAACGACAAUAUGGAAAGAUUGUGGUGACUACAAGAUAGGUGUGGUUUACUUAUGUUCCUAUUUAGUACUUAGCUUCCUUGUAGUGGUGAACAUGUACAUUGCUGUUAUUUUAGAGAACUUCAGUCAGGCUACUGAAGACGUUCAGCAAGGUUUAACUUCAGAUGAAUUUGAUCUUUUCUAUGAGAAAUGGGAGAAAUUCGAUCCUGAAGCUACUAAAUUUAUUCCCCUUGGUCAGUUGUCCGAUUUUGUUGACUACUUAGAAGAACCAUUACGACUUCCAAAACCAAAUCAUUUUAUGCUUGUGAAACUGGAUAUUCCUAUUUGCGAAAAUGAUAAAGUGUACUGUAGAGAUAUUUUAGAUGCUUUAACAAAGAAUUUCUUAGGAACAUCUGACACGCCUGGGGAAAUAGAUGUCAAUGAAGUUGAGAAAGAUAAGGAAAAAAUUGAAUACAAGGUAGUUAGCUCAACACUUUUGAGACAAAAAGAACAUUAUGCUGCAAGAGUAAUCCAAAAAGCCUGGAGAAGAUAUAGAAAUGAAAGGGGCAGCUUGCCAUCUCCACCACCAUAUGAUAUGGUAAUCAGUAAGGAAAGUGAUAUGAUCACAAGCAAAGGAAGUGAAAUGGCAACCAGCAAGGAUAGCAAAGACACAGCAACAACAGUUAACGGAGAUACUGCUAGCACAAAAAGUUUAAAGAGUGAUACUUCCAAUAAACAGACUGCUGGAAGUUCGGUUGAUGUGCAUAUAGAAAUUCCGGAAUCAGAAAUUACUGAAGAAACAGCAAUGCUUUCACCGGAAAAUAGAACAGUUGAGUUACGUGCGGACAGUGACGUGGUAGCGUAAUGAAAAAGAAUACUAAAUUCGGCAGGAAAAUUCGAAUUGUGCAGGGCCCGGUGACUAACGGGACUCUGACUCAAGAACGUAAAGAUACUCAAAGUGUACUGCAUGUCUUUCUAUUUAUUGGUUUCAGGAUGCAAUUAUUUAUCUUCUGUAUUGCGCAUGCUUCGUAAUGCAGAUUUUGUGAUGAUUCUCUCUGUUAUUUGUUACCUAGAUUAGGCAAGUUGUAAUGGCAUCUAUUGCAAACAAUUAAUACAGAGAAUGAUUGUUCAAUUUUUUUUUUGAUAAAGAAGUUUUCUGGAUUGUCAAUUUUGCACUAGUAUAGAUCAUGUGAUGUAUGAAAUUUCUAUUAUAUUUGAAAAUAUUCCUGAUUGAUCAUGAAAGAAAUUUAAAUUUAGAUCGUUUGUGCAUUAUUCUGCGGUACGAAUUGAACAUCUAAAAGCACAGCAUCAAAAUGUGUCCAAACAUUAGUUCUGUGGUAUCAACCACCUGCAUGAGAGAUUUUCAUGUUUUUCCCAGGCCAUGCAAUAAGAUAAAUUUGCUGUUAAAGAUUUUAUGUAAUAAAAUUCAUAAAAGUAAAUUUUCUCUAAAUUGAAUGCCCCUCUAUACAACACUGCCGUAUAUCUCUUUCUACUACAUAUUCUAUCUAUUGAGAGCUGCUUCGCUAAUCUUUCCCAAGGAACAUAUUUAUAGUUUGGAAAGUAGAUGAUAUUAAGUUUUACUGCGUGAUACUACACUCUUAAUAGUAACUGUUGCUCAACACUACUGUAAUCGUGCUUGUAAUAUUAUUAGCUAUACAUAUAUGUAUAUGAAUUUGGUAUGGGGUACAUCACAUCUUUUUUGCAAGAGAACAUAAUACAUGUAUACCAAAUAUGCCCGAUUCCAUACAGUAUUGUUGUAAUUUUUUGAAAAAAAACAUUUCUGGUUUUUUUUUCAUUAUUUUGAAUUUUUUCUGUAUCUGGAACCAUUUUUGUUAACUGACGAAAGUGCAUUGCAUUCAAAAGAAUGUCUUUGGCAUUUUAUUGUUAGAUGCCUUUGUGAUUUAUGUUAAUCAGAGUUGAAAGUUUAAGCCUCGCUCCCCUUGUUCAAUCAUACAUGUAUGAAAUAUGUCACUUUUUUUCAAAUAAUAUUCCAGCAUGAUAAACACAAAUUCAACAUACCUUGCGGAAUUUAAAGAAAGCUCUUGUUUAGAAGACAUUUUGUACAAGAAAGUCAGAUUAAUUUUGGUGAGAGGAAACUCUUUUGCCAGAGGGACUGUGAAUCUUUACAAAAUACAAUUUCCUGCGAAAGAAAAAUAAAUUUGUAAUAUAAUGAUAUAUAUAUAUAUAUAUAUAUAUAUAUAUAUAUAUAUAUAUAUAUAUAUAUACAUUAACAACUUAAUUCAUUGAAGAAAAGGCAUAUCUUAUCUUACAACAUGCUUAAAUAUGUAUAUAUAUGUAUAAAUAAAUCGUGUUAAGCAACCCAUCGCGAGAUAUACAUACCUUUAAAAAGAAUAUAACUAAAAUACGGGUAUCUGUUAAAACCUUAUUCCAGUUUCGAAUGGCAUAUGAACCAUGAUAUUAUGUCGUUGAUAUGAUAAAUAAUCAUAGCUUAUGCAAAUAUGAAAACUGUUAAAACUUCUCAAUUUAUGAUGUAAAACAUCUAAAGUGCAGUUGAACUACAACCCUUAUUAUGUUUUGUACAUGUUUAAAGUAUGUAUUGGUUGAAAUUGUUUAGAUAUUGUUUUCCUUUACAAGGUAUUUGUUGUUUCUCUGAUUUCAUGUGAUAUUUUAUACGAAAACUGGGCUUUUCUUGUUGCACUUAACUUUGCCAAAUUAAUGUGAAAUUCUAUGUAGUGUCUGCUUUUUACAAGAUUAUAAUCCAUUUUAUGCAGUUGCUAUAUUACAUGUACAUGUUGUAAGGAAGAGUUCAAAUGUUUCUGCUGUUGGAAAUCUUACCAUUUCUUUCUUUUGGGAAAAGAGACACACCCCACAAAUAGCAGUACGAUAAAUGUUUUUUCUUUCAAUGCUAAAACUAUUUAUUAUGUUAAUUUCCAUUCUAGGAAAAGAAAAAAGAAAACAUUAGGAAAAUAUGUUUCAACCUGUAGAUCAUGCAAAUUGUACAUGUUUUGUAAAAGAAAGGUUACAUGUUGGUGUAUCUCUGAAAUAAUACUGUAAAGCAUUUUUAAAUAACACUAAAUUUUUAACUGUUGAAUGAUAGAGUAUGGGUGAAAAUGCGUACAUUUUCAAUCUUUAUAUAUAUAUGCACAAUAAUGAGUUUGGUACAAGGAGAGAGCUAUGUAUGAACAUUAUUAUAAGAUAAGCUUUUUUAUUUGCAAAUUUCUGUAAAUAAAUUUAUUACACAGUUUAA